ACGCGCCAUUCUUUUUACAGUCUAUGGAAAACACCGAGGAACAUUACAGCUGAAUAAAAAACCAAAAUGUUUUCAGCGGAGAAGUUUAGAGAUGUCAACGAGCGGCCAACUGCUGCAGCUGAGGAAAUAUGUGACGAUGCUACAAGAGCUGCCGUCGAGAACGAGGCAGAGAUCAACCGUCAGCGCAGAAUGCUGGAUAUCGAUUGGAGCCCUCACAACAGAAUAGACGUCCCACACCAACAUGUGUGUAAGGAGGAGGAGGUUGAGCAGCAGCUCUGUCACCAGGAGAGGAAGUCUAGUCUGGACCAGGAGGAGUCAGAGCCUCCACAGAUUAAAGAGGAGCAGGAGGAAGAGUGGAUCAAACAGGAGGAGACUGACACAUCAGCUUUGAAUCUUCACAUUAUUACUUACACAGACGUCCCACAGCAACAUGUUUGUAAGGAGGAGGAGGAGGAGGAGGAGGAGGAGGCGGAGGAUGAGCAGCAGCUCUGUCACCAGGAGAGGAAGUCAAGUCUGGACCGGGAGCCAGAGCCUCCACAGAUGAAAGAGGAGCAGGAGGGAGAGUGGAUCAAACAGGAGGAGACUGACACAUCAGCUUUGAAUCGGCACACUCUUACUCACACAGACGUCCCACAGCAACAUGUGUGUAAGGAGGAGGAGGUUGAGCAGCAGCUCUGUCACCAGGAGAGGAAGUCCAGUCUGGACCAAGAAGAGCCAAAACCUCCACAGAUGAAAGAGGAGCAGGAGGGAGAGUGGAUCAAACAGGAGGAGACUGACACAUCAGCUUUGAAUCAACACAUUCGUACUCUCACAGACAUCCCACAGCAACAUGUGUGUAAGGAGGAGGAGGAUGAGCAGCAGCUCUGUCAUCAGGAGAGGAAGUCCAGUCUGGACCAGGAGGAGCCAGAGCCUCCACAGAUGAAAGAGGAGCAGGAGGGAGAGUGGAUCAAACAGGAGGAGACUGACACAUCAGCUUUGAAACGGGACAUUCGUACUCUCAGAGAUCCCCCACAGCAACAUGUGUGUAAGGAGGAGGAGGAUGAGCAGCAGCUCUGUCACCAGGAGAGGAAGUCCAGUCUGGACCAGGAGGAGCCAGAGCCUCCACAGAUGAAAGAGGAGCAGGAGGGAGAGUGGAUCAAACAGGAGGAGACUGACAUGUUGAUAAUGACUCCUACUCAGGAGGAAAGUGAACACAGAGAAGCAUAUGGACUAAAUGAACACCAGCUCCUUUCUCACAACUCUCAUGUUGCUGAGAAUCAAGAUCCCAAAGAGAACAAGCGGAAAGAAACAGAGAUAACUGUAAAAUCAAAACCAAGACAAGAUAAAGACAGAAAACACACAGGUGAGGGGCUGUAUUCAUGUGAAGUAUGUGGAAAAGGAUUUAAAUAUAAUCAGAGUUUGAAACAACACAUGAUGGCACACACAGGUGAGAAGCCUUUCUCCUGCAGCACCUGUGGAAAAGAAUUCAGUCGGAAAUUAACUUUGAAUCAUCACCUUCACACUCACACAGGUAUAAAACCGUACACCUGUGGUACCUGUGGGACAUCAUUCACACAUAAAUGUACUUUAGACAAACACUUAAAAAUUCAUACAGGUGAAAAACCACAUACCUGCAUGAUUUGCAACAAAACUUUUAGAUUAAAAGGUGAGUUGACACUCCACAUGAGAAGACACACAGGUGAGAAGCCUUACUCCUGCAGCACCUGUGAUAAAAGAUUCUGUAAGAAAUCAGAAAUGAAUAAUCACAUUCUUACUCACACAGGUACCAAGCCGUUCACCUGUGGUACCUGUGGGACAUCAUUCACAAGAAAAUGUCAUUUGGAUCUACACAUAAAAAUCCAUACAGGUGAAAAACCACAUACCUGCGAAAUAUGCAACAAAUCUUUCAGACAUAAACAUUCAUUGACAGCCCACAUUAGAAGACACACAGGUGAGAAGCCUUACUCCUGCAGCACCUGUGGGAAAAGAUUCUGUACGAAAUCACAUUUGAAUCUGCAUAUUAAAACUCACACAGGUACAAAGCCAUACACCUGUGGUACCUGUGGAAUAUCAUUUACCAGGAAAUGUUUUCUGGACAAGCACUUAAAGAUCCAUGCAGACAAUAAUGUGUCAACUCCCUAAACAUGUGGCAGGUCUCUAAGAAUUGGUGCUGACUUGAUGGUUCAUGAGAGAAGAACUGACACCUUGAACAUAGCCAUGCACAUUCUAGAAUAGUCAUGUAGACAAGGCUGCUCAUAAGGGGAGAGAUGAAGGGAGAGCUUUCUGAGGCCCAGCCAAACUGGAGCCCAUAGAGGUCACCAAAAUCCUCAAGUUAAGCUGUGAUAACCAUAUUUCAUUUUUUUACCUGAAUAAAAACCACUAUUAUCAAAGUAACAUAUAUUGUUUUGGUUAAUUUGUGCCAUAGUACAUCGCUAUCUUAAAAAUGGAAGUCCCUUUUCUUAAAAAAACGAAUUAAAAUGGGUUAAAAAAUGGAUAAAGAUUGGAAGAAAGGGUGGUGAACUGGGAUUUUAGAAGUAGAUGAAAGUGGCAGAAACAGGCAUAAGGUGGUAAAAGGAGUUAAUAGUGGCAAUAUUGCCUUAAAAUUGUCAGACAUUUGUGGAAAAUGUGGUGAAAUGGAAUCAAGAAAGGUAAAUAAUGGUUUAAACUGGCAGAAAUUGAUUUACUGAGGCAGAGAAAUAGGGAGAAUGUGGUUAAACUGGCAAAAAUGGGUACAAAAAUGGUGAGAUGUGGUUUAAAUGGACAUAGAAGUGGUGAAAAGGGUUUGAUAGUGGCAAUAAUGGGUGGGAGGUGGUAGAAAGGAUUUGAAAGAAUUGCUUAAAGGUGGAAGAAAUUUGCAGAAAUUUUGGAGAAUUGGGAUUAAAAAAGUGGAAGAAAUUGGUUUAAAGUAGCAAGAAUAUAUAAAAAGUGUACAAAAAUUUGUUUAAAAAGCAGUGAAAACUGGUUAAAAUUUGGCUGAAUUGGUGUAAAGUGGCAGAAAUGGGCUCAGAUUGUGCAAGAUGAUGAAAACUGGCACAAAUAAGUACUUUCAACUUAAAUACUUUUUAACCCAGUGAUGUUACUGACCUGUUGCCAAAUAACCUAAUUACUUGCAAAAUGAUCCUCCAGCUGUUUUUCAGUAGUACCACUUACUAUUCCAGCCUUUUG
Cheilinus undulatus (humphead wrasse) is the source of this 3144-nucleotide messenger RNA. RefSeq names its product zinc finger protein 260-like. Gene Ontology annotation, biological process: regulation of transcription by RNA polymerase II. Gene Ontology annotation, molecular function: RNA polymerase II cis-regulatory region sequence-specific DNA binding; DNA-binding transcription factor activity. NCBI's taxonomy places the organism in Eukaryota, Metazoa, Chordata, Actinopteri, Labriformes, Labridae. The coding region runs from base 67 to 2121 and encodes 684 amino acids. The transcript is spliced from 6 exons. The record is from RefSeq and is a predicted model, not a curated record.